UGCAGCAUCUUUUGAAUAAUAAUUGGUUGUUCUUGUAGUGCAUGUCAAACACAUUCUUCGUCUAUGCAUUCAGAAUUAUUUUUUUUUUCGCGAAGACAGUUAAUAAUUUUGGAUGAACAGUUAAACAUUUAGCCUAGAAUUUCAGAUUCCUCUCCUCUACUGGUGUACUAACUGUACGUCUGUUCUGUGACGGCGAUGCUCAGCAAUGCAAUGCUUCUCGCCCUUUGUUUUUUUAUCCAGCUCCGUAUUAACUUUUUCGAAAGCUAACGCUAAUUUGCUCCUCACCAUUCCCCUUUCUUCCCUAGCAUGGCUUAUAUUCACUCCCCGCUUCUCCCUGUUUGUAAAAAUGGAAACACUGCUGUGUUCACCGCCGCACUCCGGAGGCUCGUCAACAACCCCGAGUUCAGUGAUGUGAAGUUUGUGGUGGGCAAGGAGCAACAGGAGGUGUUUGCUCACCGCUGUAUCCUCGCCUGUCGUUGUGAAGUUUUUCAUGGUAUGUUCAGUCAGCAGCUUCAGACUGGUCGCCACACGGAACUGCUGGAGACUCCCAUUGUUCUCUCUGAAGCGCAGCCUGAGGUUUUCCUAGCUGUGAUUGAGUUUCUCUACACUAACUGUGUUACCUUAAACAAUCACAUUGCCUUUGAGGUGCUGACAUCAGCAGUGGAGUAUGGGCUGGAUGACCUGCGAAAGCUGUGUGUGGAGUUUGUAACAGAAACACUGACAGUGGAGACUGUAUGUGAAGCCCUGCAGGCAGCAGUGACUUAUGGGCAGUUGGAUAUGAAGGAGAAGUGCCUCAUGUUCAUAGAAAACCACACUUUGGAGAUUGUAAAGACUCGAGGCUUCCAUGAGCUCUCUGAUCUGGCAUUGGUGUCCAUUCUGCAAAGUGACCUGCUGCUGAUCGACGAGCUGGACCUUCUGUGUGCUGUGCGUGAGUGGGCACACGUCAAUUCAGUGGUUCUGGAGCUGCCCAUUCCUGAUGUAGCCAAAGAUGCUGUGACACAUUUGCGACUGUCCCUGCUGUCCCCUGAGGAACUCACCAGCCUGGAAAAAGAAAAUCACAAAGACGGUCUUAUUCCUGUGGAGCAGAUUGCGGCGGCCUGGAAGUUCCACGCGCUGAAGAAAGGCAGCCGGGGGGCCCGGCCCCAUCUGCCGUGGAGACGCAAGGGCACCCGACCGCGGGACCACCACCGUUACUUAAACCUGCAGCGCAAGUGAAAGGGUCACCCCGUCCCUUUCGCAGCACAGAAAGGAGAUGACAGGUCCUAUUCACACAGAAGGGAACUGCUGCUAGACAGUCUAGGCUGGGAUAUGCAAAACAGGGCCGCCCCUCAGCCUGGGCCCCAGCAACGGUUUUCCACUUGAAUGGAUCACAUUAGUCUAAUACAUGCGCAGGGUACGUGCACCUGUCUCGAGACGCAUUAAGGUAUUGAUGUGUGCAAAAGAGGAAGGUUAACAGGAGCUUAACCUUUUUUAUUCCUUGUUCUGGCCAAAUAUGCCGUGUUCUCCAGACGUAUUGGGACAACACAUUACGACUUGUUAUUUUACAGCUAAGCAAUUUGUAUCUGUCAUCAUGAGAUUAUUUACAAUAAAAUAUUUUUGAUACUACCAUGAAUACAUCUGAUCAAAUUGGGGGAAAACAAAAACAUACUUUGUGAUCCUCCUAUUGAUUUUAAGUGACCAGUAUUGGGUAAUAAUGAAGUAUUGGGACACAUUCAUUUUGAUGCUUUCCGUGAAAGUCAGUAUCGGUCACAUUUCCUUUUGAGUCAAUGACGGCAUGAGGUCUCCAACCUUCUGAGCUCAUCAAAGUCUUCGUGUGAACAUUUGACAUGCUUUGCUGCAGCCACAUUGAGUUAUUGCCUGUUCUUGGGUUGUUCCGACUUCAGUCUUCUAUUGAGCACGUUAAAAGUGUGUUCAAUAGGAUUUACACCUGGAGAUCGACUUGGCCAGUCUAGGUUUUUCUACUUUUUGUGCUUUUGUUGAACUGCUUGUUUGCAUUGGCCUUAAAGGGGAAUUGCAAUGAUCAUUUUUAUAUUUCAGGGAUAGAAAAAAUUGACAUUGGCGAGUGCAUUUCAAACGACAAUGAAAGUAAAAUGUACACAGUAAUAUGUAAAACCUCCAAUUUACAUCAGAAAAAGAGAAAGUUUCCAGCUAUGUAUAGCACCAUAUUGCCAUCAUUGUCUGUGAUUCAGAACGAGGCAACAAAACAGCCAUGCGAAUACAUCCCUUUUAAUCCAAUCGAAAAAUUGCUUUUGACUUUGAGACCGUUUCGCAUCUAUAUACUACUUGUUAACUCUGCAUGAAGUUCACAUUGGAACAUUUCUGUGGUCAAAUGUGUGCUGCACAAAUCGUACUUAUUCGCUGGCAUUACAUUAGUCAUUACAAUGACUAGUGAGCAGGAAGGGCCCGUGGCAAAAUUGGCGGUUUGCGAUAACAUGGCAACCAUACAGUAUUUUCACAGAGUUCACAAAUUUGUGCUUAAUUGGGAAUUCGUAAAAUUUUAGGAUACUGUCAGUUAAUUUAUUUUGCUGUUCCCCUUUAAGCUUUGGGUCAUUGUCAUGCUUCAUGGUGAAGCACUGCCAAGUAAGUAUGGAAGCCUUUUUCCUAUAUAAGAAUUAAUCACUUAUCAGAGAAACACUAUUAAGGUUCACAGUCUUCAGCCAUCAUCAUUAUUCAUUAGCCUUAUGCAGGCAGAACUUGGACAGAGCCCAGCUGUGUAAUGAUUUUCCCUGCCAUCUGUAUUUUUUUAAAGAAAUUACUGGAAUCCUUAGCAUUCGAGCUGAUGUGAAGCAUGCCGAGGGCAAAGGUAUGGAUUCUCUGAGCAGUCAAUUGAAACUGACAUAUUAUAUUUUAUUAGUAAAUGUACCUGAAUGUCUUUUAAUUUUUAAGAAAUAUUUUUCAUCCUAGAGAACUUUAGACAAAGUUAAAAUAAUCCUUUUGCAUUUCAUAAAAAGACCGUCUAAAUGAGUAAAUAUGUGACUAUAAUUAUUGCUGGCAUGAAUAUUUAUGUUAUUUCACAUAUUGGGCAAUCAUAAAAACUAGGCAGCAGAUCACAUAUUCUUGGAUGUCAUUUUCGGUAUAGCAGCUUUAAAUAAGGCAAAUAAGAAAUACAUUCUGUCACUUUCUUUAAGCAUUCACCUGUUCUACCACUGUGUUAUAUUGCAAUGGAAAUAUUAUUUGACUCAGGACCACAGAAAUCCCAAGGAAGACAGUUUUGAAAUGUAACCAAUUCAGAACAUAAAUGGAAGUGUAGUCAGACUUAUAUUUUUUUUAAAAUCUGUACAUCUGUAAAAAAAAAAAACUUAAGCUUUUGAAAUCAGAGAAGUGAUAUUGAUACAAAACAUGCAUAAGAUGAUUUUUCAGGGUCUUGACCCCACCCUUUUUCACCGUUUUCCUUUGGGUAGGAUGGAGACCAAAAUUCUGCCUGUAAGGUUGUCCAGUAUCAAAUAUAAGUUAAGUUCAUAUUUAAUUUAUAUUUAUGUGGUGUGUCUCCAAGGUUGUCAUGUUUUGUAAAAUCUGAAGGGUUCCUGAUUGUGUAUUUUCUUUACCAUCUAUAGUAUUAUUAAUGCAGACCUUUUGCUCAUUACUGAGGCUCUGCAGUUCUAUUUAUUCAAUGUUAUGACAGUUGACAACUGCCAGAAAUUAUUGAUGGCAAGCAUCACUUCUAAUAUUUUGGACAAUAUGUUAGUAGUCUUGUCAACUAAGUUUCCUGUAGCUUUUUUAGUAGAUGAUCUGUUCUCGUUUGUUAUAUUUAUUGUUGACUUUUAAAGGCCAAACGUCAGAAGCUGACCUUUAAAUGUUUUAAAGUAUAAAAAGUACUUAAAAUAAAUACUUGUUUGAAAUAUUCAAAAACAAUUUAGAAGUCGAAGUAGUACUUGUAACGAAACUAAAAUGUAUCCUUUGACAUUUAUGUUUUUUAGUCGAUUUGUCAAUUAAGUUUUAUCUAGCCUUGAAUGGGUUAGGCUUAGAAUGCCUAGAGCAAUCGAUCAGAAUGAAAGGGUUGGUUUUAAAAUGCUUAAUCAGAACCAGUCAUUAAAAGGGAAUGUCAGGCAGGAGGCAAUAAUGGGUUGAACAAAUAAAAACUUCCCCAUUGAAUGCAUUUUAAACAAAUGACCACAUUAUAUGGUAUGUAACUUCCAAUUAGACUAUUUUUUAUACAAAGAGGAAAGUUUGUAAAAAUCCUGUUUGUAUUUCAUUAGGUUUUUACAAACAAAGGAACUUCAGGGCAGAAUGCAAUUUUAUUUUUUACAGAUGUAUUUUUGUCUUCCAGAAAAUCUUCUCUCUCCCUCGUAAAUGAGUGCAUGACAGACUGGAAAAAAUGUGGGGAUUUCCCUGUGAUAACUUAAAUUCCUUUAUCCUUUUAAACUGCCACAACAGAGAGCCUCCAUUAAUGAAUAACCCAGACGCAGGCAGCUGUGCAGUCAUACCAGGACUUUGUGAGCUGCUUUCUAAAUAUUUCAUAUCUAAAAAGAACAAAGCUGGAAAUGCAGUGUUUUCAGCGCGUUUCAGUAGCUUUACCAAAGACAGUUCUUCCAGCCUUUUGUGAUAUGUUGGUUUCUGAAUCAUUCACAAUCCAAAAAAUGUAUUAAUUUAGCAUACUAUUGUAUAGCUCGGAUAUAUGUAGGAAUAAUAUGCUGAAACAAAACGGUUUAUAUGUUUUCCUGUUUGUUGCCAUGAAGACCUCUGACAAGACAUUGCAAUUGAUGUCAAUAAAUAUUGCUGUUUUUUAUGA
Lepisosteus oculatus (spotted gar) is the source of this 4729-nucleotide messenger RNA. RefSeq names its product BTB/POZ domain-containing protein 19. NCBI's taxonomy places the organism in Eukaryota, Metazoa, Chordata, Actinopteri, Semionotiformes, Lepisosteidae. The record is from RefSeq and is a predicted model, not a curated record. Gene Ontology annotation, molecular function: protein binding.